Molecule: messenger RNA, 461 nt
Organism: Sus scrofa (pig)
Lineage: Eukaryota; Metazoa; Chordata; Mammalia; Artiodactyla; Suidae
Gene: GAST
Product: gastrin
Biological process (GO): G protein-coupled receptor signaling pathway; response to food
Cellular component (GO): extracellular region
Molecular function (GO): hormone activity
Source: RefSeq, marked provisional
AUGGAGAACUGAGGCACCAGGCCAACAGCAGCACACCUGCCUCCCAGCUCUGCAGUCAAGAUGCAGCGACUCUGCGCCUAUGUCCUGAUCCUGGUGCUGGCUCUGGCCGCCUGCUCUGAAGCUUCUUGGAAGCCUGGCUUCCAGCUGCAAGAUGCGUCCUCAGGACCAGGAGCCAACAGGGGCAAAGAGCCACAUGAGCUGGAUCGGCUUGGCCCAGCCUCUCACCACCGAAGGCAGCUGGGGCUCCAGGGGCCCCCUCACCUGGUGGCAGACCUGGCCAAGAAGCAGGGGCCAUGGAUGGAGGAGGAAGAAGAAGCAUAUGGAUGGAUGGACUUCGGCCGCCGCAGUGCUGAGGAAGGAGACCAGCGUCCCUAGAACCGAGCUCCAGAGCCCAGCCACCUCCCAGGCCAUCCCAGUCCAGCCACAUGAAAGCCAAGUCCCAAUAAACUAGCUUCCAACGG